Striga asiatica is the source of this 1512-nucleotide messenger RNA. The record is from the annotation of a GenBank genome assembly. Lineage: Eukaryota; Viridiplantae; Streptophyta; Magnoliopsida; Lamiales; Orobanchaceae.
AUUUCACUUUCCAUUAGGAGAAAAUUUAAAAUUUACUUUAAAGAGAAAUUAGAUAAAUAGCUAGAGACAUUAGUCUACUUGUGGUAUAUUACAUAUACAAAUAGAGAGAGAAACGAAUAGAAGACCAUCGGCAAUACUCUUAACCAGAUCUGCAAAAAUCCCUCACCUGAAAUUGUUAUGAAGAUGGUGUUUUAUAUGUGCUGUUGAUUUGAAUCGGAAUGUACACAUUCCGAUAAUUUUGUUUUUUUUUCUUCUUCUUCUUCUUCUUAAUUUCUCUUCGAUGGAGAGAGAAAGGUUAUUGCGAAUGAAUGAUGAUGGAGGAUGCGAAUAUCUGCGGACGGGAAUGGUUGGAUCAUCUUCACCGUCGAGAUCGCCGUCGAUGUCGUCUCCCCCUUCCGCGACCGUGGGAGUCACCGUUGACGGUGGUGUAAACUACAUACUACACACCGUGACGAAAUUCGAUACUCUUGCGGGCGUGGCAAUCAAAUACGGAGUCGAAGUAGCGGACAUAAAGAAGCAAAACGGGUUGGUGACAGAUCUCCAAAUGUUUGCUCUUAAGACCCUCCAAAUACCAUGUCCUGGAAGACAUCCUCCUUCCCCAAGCUUGUCCAAUGGACACGGAACUCCUCCACGGCCAAGCAGCUCUCAGCAGUCCGCAUCUAGCCGUAGAUACUCCGAUAUAUUCGAUUCAUUUCCAUCACUAAAACUGAAAGCUUCGACGGACGAAAAAAUCUCACCGGCCAUCAACCUUUUACGAGGCUAUUACGGUCUGAAAUCAGGUGAUGAUCCAAAAGGAGCAUCAGAAGGGUUCGAAAUGUCUGUAUACCGAAAAGGGGGUUCUCACUAUCUAGAAGAUGGGCCAUUUUCGAAAUCGUCCAACCCUCCACUGAGCCACCAUAGAAAAUCCAAGAGUGCUGUUAACUGUUUAGCUGCCGAAAACGGUGAUAAUCGGCUCAUCAUGUCUCAAGAACCCGAAAGUAACGACUCGAUUGAGAAGCUGAUCAGGCGGCGCCAAAAAUCCGUUGCCGAUUUCAGCAAAUGCACUCCGGAAAAGCUUCUCAAGGAGGAAAACACAAGCGGCAUUGCAAUUUCGUCCAUUACUGGCAAGGGCUUGGCCCUUAGGCCCAAGUCAGCGGGCCGGACUGCUGAUGGUGAAACUGCUGGCCCGGGCCCGUUUCCGUUGAGUUUGGGGGAUUCUGUAUUAAACGACAGUGGCAGUGGAGUGCGAAAGUCGUCGAGCACGUCGAGUUUGCAGGAUUCGGAAAAUGGGGCAUUGUCAUCCAUUUGGCCGACGUCUAAGUGGAGUCUGAAACCGGAUUUUCAAGCUCUUUCUGCUGCAGCCAUCACUAGGCCCAUCUUUGAUGGGCUGCCCAAGCCGUCUAAUUGGAAAAACAAAGCAGCACUGGAUUAGGUUGGUUGAUUUGCAUAUUUAUUGUUCCUUUUGGAGAAAUAGCAAUGAAGAAUUUGUGGUAAAAAAAGUAAUGAAACAUUCACGGAUAGUUUUUUCUUUUU